AGAGAGCACAGCUCACGGCGAGAAGACCUCAAGCGGCAGAUGCUCACCUCAGUUCGCUCGUUGACGUGUACUUGGACGGAGCCCCUCUUAUUCAUUUCCAACCCAUCCGACACGUUUUCACGUUUCUUUUUUUUUUAUUUUAUUUUCCCUUAUUUUUCCCCCCGAAUAAUCCCGCAAACACAACGCCGGCGACAGUAAACACGCGGAUGAUAUCCCGGUGGAUAAUAACGUAAACAACAACACUAGUGGAAUAAUGUGGUUUUUACGUCUGAAUGUCCGAUGAUAAUGAUCAUUUGACGCGAGGAACAUUGCAGCCACUUGGAACCGGAUGAGUUUUGUGAGGCGAGUCAAUGUGUGCUUGUUGAUUGUGGAUUUCUUCAUUUUUUUUUUGCGCUGAGUUUAUUCCGUCGAGUUGUGGUUUAAUUGUUUCGUACGAGGGAGUGAACAAAUGAGAGGCGCACACAGUGUUUCAUUGAUAAAACGUGAAUCUGUAAUCGACGUGGGAUUUGACGGAUUGUGAGGGAGGGAGGAGGAUUAAGAAAAAUAAAGGAGAAACAUAAAAAGAAGUCGAGUGGCAGAGAUGUGGCAAUGGCGCUCGUGUCCAACAAGCAAUGGAGUGGCUGGUCUACGCACGGGCUUAGUUUGCACGUAGUUCGUGGCUGAAGGGAGGAUAUUAUUAAUUCUAGCACUGAAUAACAAAUAUUUGAUUGUCCACGGGGUUGGAGGAGUGCGGGGAAGCGCUGUGGGAGGGCCCCGAGGGCCCUGUUAUUCAUUGUCCCUCGAUUACCUUUGUUUUUUUUUCUUUCAUUAUCUGGAAUUAAUUGAUCACUGGAGAAUCGAUGAAUCAAUGGUAAUGUCAAUCGCAGGUUGAUUGACACGGAUUAAAUUGCCACCUUGAUGCAUGUGGGAACGGAUUACCUGAAGUCCUCGGUGGAAAGGAUUUUCAUCCAGGUUUAUCCCGAUGAAUCGAGGAAAUAAGCACAAAGUAGUGAAUGAAAAUGAAGGAAGACGGGAUUAGGACUAAACGAGAGAACUUUGUCGUUAGAUUUGGGUGCAUUUCCUAAGAAAGGUGCGCGGAGUGAUCGAUUAUUUAUUGGAGUUUUUUUUUUUUUGUUUUUUUUGUGGCCAGAUUUCUUUUAAUAUGAUUGUUUUAUGAGGAAUGGUCUGGUGAUUGUUCCCCAGUGUGUGUGUGUGUGUUCGAGGGCUCUUUCGGGCACAUUAAAAGAGAAUAAUUGUAUAUAAGGGAGGAGGAGACGCUGAGAUACGGGGGAAGAAGGAGGUACACACAUGCCUGUAGCAGGGGGAAUUCUCGUCGCUAGGAGUGCAUCGCGGUGCCUGUACUCUGCCGCUGGCAUGCUCAGGUUCCUCGCCAGACUUUCAGGGAGACGACGACACGUGCGUCGAAAUUGUGGCGGUGUACCAGGUGCUGUUGAAUCGUCACAGGAAGAGGAAGCGAGAACGAGCGCACUGGAUGGACAGUUAAUAAUUGAUCCCCGGAGAAUAUCCGAGGAUAGGCUUGAUGACGUUAGACUGCGUUGUCUUCAUUAUCGUCGGCAUAUUGAGGAAAAUAGAUUAGAUGAUAAACAGAGAUGGAAGCUCAACGAGGUUGUGGAUACGAGUCGAAAGGAGGUGGAAAGUAUUACGAGGAUAGCGGAGAUUCACAGGGGGUCGUUAACGACGGGUAUACAGAGAACGUGUCCUGACGAUAACAGUGAUAACUCGAGAUGUAGAUCGAGUUCAUCGUCGUGUCAUCGGAAUGAUACGUCGAGGUCUCCUGGUGUUGCCAGGUUUCGUCGGAGACGUAGAAUUCCAUCGUACUUUGCAACAUUACUCGUUCUUUCCUACACGUUGUUUGGAAUAACAGACGCGUGCUCGUCGAGGUCGACGCCUAAGCCAAGACCACCAACACCGACACCAAGACCCAACAUCACAUUCCACAUGUACACAUGUCCACCGGAUUAUGCGGAAUGGUACUGUCUCAAUGGGGCAACGUGCUUCACCGUCAAAAUCCAAGAGUCACUUCUUUACAAUUGUUUAUGCGCCAAUGGGUUUAUAGGGCAGAGGUGUGAGUUUAAGGACUUGGAUGGUUCCUAUUUGCCUUCCAGACAAAGGGUAAUGCUGGAAACCGCCAGCAUCGCCGGAGGUGCCACUAUAGCAGUAUUUCUCGUCGUUAUUAUUUGUAUAGCGGCUUACAUUCACUGUAAACGUAAACAGAAAGAAUUGCGAUCGAGUAAUAACUGCGUGGACACAGUGGAUGGUCCUGGUAGAGAUCCGGAGCUGAGGCCGUUCAGUAACCGCAGCCGCUCCCUCAUGAUCUUCAUGGCCAAGAACCAAAAUUCUUCGUCAACGGCGAUGUGUCCCUCGAUAGAGCAAACCCGAAUGCCCGUAUGGAAUGACUACUCCCAGGUGGAAAUGACGAGACUAGCCUCGAUAAGCGAACCCAAACGCUCGAGUCAAUAGUCACCAAGGAAUUUAAAAAAAAUAUAUAUAUAUACAUUUCGACUAAAGCCAAUACUCUCACCAAGAUUCUUCGCUUUUAUAUAUAAAUAAGAAAUAACAAAUCUAUAUAUUUAUAUACAAGCGACAGAAUUUAAGACCUUUAUCGAACAAUAAAAGGGGUAAAUUAUUUCCGCGUUUUUCUUUUUAACAGAGGAGGGUGGCGGAGGGGGGGGGAGGGAGAGAGAAAUGAGAAUAAAGAUAUAUACUUAGUGAUAAAGGGUAAUGAGUGAGGAAAAGGAAUAUUCACGUGUGUGACUAUAUAUUUUUCGUUGCUCGUUUCUCCGAUUACUUGCUCCUUCCUCCACCAAGUUUCGUCGUUUCACGCUCAAUGAGCCUCAAGAGUGCCUUCCAAAGUGUCGGGGAAGGAAGCGAGCUUUCAUCAAUCAUCAUUGCCCCCCCCCCCCAGAGUCUAGUGCGCAAACAACUGUGGAAAGACUAAAAACUUUUUUUUUAUUUGUUUUUUUUUUUCAUUACAAUGAGAAAGAGGAGGACUUUUUCUAAAAACAUGCAUAAGUAAUUUGUAUAUUUGUAGAUAGAAGUUUAAUACCUAGCUCUCCCCAAUGCUCUGUUAUCACGACAAUCGUGAAGACUCGAUUCACAAUCCACUGCUUUGCCUGAUCUCUUCCCCGGGGAGGGAAAUGUAGAGCAGGGGAACUGAGGAAAAAGAGAGAGAGAGAGAGAGAGAGGUGGAGAGGAAAACGAUGAUACGAAGCUAUUCCCCAUACCCCUGCAGUAUUUUCUUUCGUUAAAUUUCGGUGAGGCCUAGUCGUUACCAGUGGUAGAAAUGAUAACAAUGAAAUUAAUGGGUUCAACAAAAUAGUACGACGAGAUAAUCUACAAGAAGGCCUCGAAAAAAAAAAAUCUAAAUUAAUGAUAACAAGAAAUUAAUAUGAAACAAAGUCGUACAGUAAGACGAAGAAAAUUUAUAAAUAGUCCAUAGUUAAGCGUAUUAUAAUUUAAUUUCCUAGUUAACUUCGUAUUGUAAUUGGUUCCUAAUUUAUUCUUAUUCUUGCUAUAUUAUUACGAAUUAUUAUCUUAUCGAUAUUCUACGAUUAAUUGAAUUAAUGUCUAUUGGUAAUAACUAGAGAUGAAUUCCGGGUGGGAAUUCAUUGAGACGUAAAACAGGAAAAUUAAUGUAAAUGGUAGAACGAAUGCGAUUCAAUGAAUGAUGAUAACGAGAAAGAUGAAAAAAAAAAAGCUUUUGUAAGAGUCCAGUACCAGAGGUGGCCUUUCAGUUUUUCUAAAAAAAAAAACAACUUCAAAUGAGUGAAAACAACAAUGCUUUUCUUCCUGAUUAUAUAGAGUAAUGAGACACAAAAUUAUACACAUUUUUACACGUGAGCCGUGUAUGCACCAUUGAAAAUUGUGUAUAGCGAGGUCAAUUAGGCAGAUAUAGAUUAAUGAAGAAAUAUGAAGAACAAUUAACACAUGAAUAAGACAGACUGUAGACAGUUGUGGUAUUUUAGUACAUCAGACAGCGUCGCGAAUUCACCAAGAAGUGCAUUAUAAUCAGGGGCCCAUUAUAUUCAUAACGUUUGAUGAACGGUAAAUUGGCAUUGAUUCGAAAUUCAUUCGAAAUAAUUGUAUUUGAAAUUCAUUGAUGAGCAUUUCUGCAGUGUUUUCACCCCGUAGAAGCUCUCGAACGAUGGAGCAUUGACUUUGUCGUCAAUCGUCGACUGCUAAUGACUAUUCAAAAUUCCUAUGAAAGCCCAUUAAAGACGAUUAAUUGAUCUGAAGAAAUCAACUGGUAUUGUUCUUUUUUUUUCUGUGAAUAUUUUCGUGAAAAAUUCGUCUCUUAUAUUUGUCCCAUUGUAAUAGUUUCUUUUUCUCAUGAUAAUCAGUCGGUCCCUUGUAAUGACUUCUUGCUGUAUCGCGUUGGCAUUCAUGACCGGCGGAUGGUGGGAACCCCGUCCGACAUACCCAACCCCCCCGUUAAUUUAUUUGCGGUGUGAGUUAAACGUUGAAAUAAUGUGAAGAAGCUGUCCGUUGAAAAAUGUACCAAAGACACGUCAUUGAACUGAUAAAAAUAAAAGAAAAAUGAUUUAACGAAAGAAGUAAAAUGCAAAUUAAUGACAUUGUACGAAAUAGCAGUUAGAGGAUGCGCGAUGGGAAAUGAUACAAAUGUUCAUUCAUUAUUUUUUUUUUCUCUCGAAUUUAUGGUAAUAUUCGUAGUAAUGAUAUCAGGAAAAUAUGUGAAAUUGUGAAUGCGUCGAUUGGUGAGGCAUUUUGAGGGAAUUUCAACAUCUGGUAAUAGUUGGCAGAGUGUUUACCGCGUUGGGUAAUGCUUAUUAUUCAUUAUUUUUGUAAUAAAGAACCAAAUGCAAAUUCAUGAAAGUUGAUGAUAAAUAUGAACAUUUUGAGAUACAAAGACAUUUAUUAUACCAUCAAGAACUAUGUAAUAGUACCAUUGUAUUACCUAGCAUGCUCUGCGUAUGGAAGGCUUACGAGUAUGUUGAAAAUAUUAUUCUUAUUAUAUCAUUAUUAAUUAAUUAUUACUAUUCAAAAAAUGGAAAAACAAAAAUCGCCUGUAUGUUGUCUACCAAAUUUAUUUAAAUAGCAAAAACAAAAUGAAUCUGUUGCAUCGGAAUUUUUCGAUGGUGGAACAUCA
Molecule: messenger RNA, 5107 nt
Organism: Diachasma alloeum
Lineage: Eukaryota; Metazoa; Arthropoda; Insecta; Hymenoptera; Braconidae
Exons: 7
Coding region: 1288-2460 (390 amino acids)
Biological process (GO): epidermal growth factor receptor signaling pathway
Molecular function (GO): receptor ligand activity; epidermal growth factor receptor binding
Source: RefSeq, a predicted model, not a curated record